Molecule: messenger RNA, 663 nt
Organism: Penicillium canescens
Lineage: Eukaryota; Fungi; Ascomycota; Eurotiomycetes; Eurotiales; Aspergillaceae
Exons: 3
Coding region: 1-663 (220 amino acids)
Source: RefSeq, a predicted model, not a curated record
AUGCCUCAAAGCCAAGGAACUAUGCAACUACAAGGGAAACCACAUUUCCAACGCGCACGAUCCUCCAGUUCCACCAGUCCAAGCGUCGCAUCGAGCAAUUGGAGUCUCAGUUUGGGACCUCUAGAGCCCACUCCCACCGCGCCUCAGGAUCUGGGAAUCCUCGGAGAUGUCGCGGCGCCAACACAGGAUUUGUCGUACACCAUUGCAAACAACGACCAAGUCGCGACAACGGGCAACUUCACAUCACCAUUCUCGCCACAUGAACUUGCUGCUGAUCCUGUCUUCCUGUUUAACGUGUUCCAUUUAAUGGACCUCGAAACAAACAAGGAUUCAUCCCUAUUACCUGUUUAUUUUGCCGACAUCCCGAACAACAACUCGUUCUUCCGGUCCCUGGGAUUACCAAGGAGCAGCUGGCUAAGCUCGAAUCAGAAGCUCAAGGCUUUCCCAUCGGAGGAGUGCACCAUGUUGGGAAUCGCUAAUAUUAUUCGCUCCAAGAAUUCCGCACCAUUUGAACUAACUCUGGAUAUCAUGUUAGAUACCAGGGAGGCAUAUGAGCUAGUGAAGAAUGCGAACAUUCUCACCAACGAGCGUGUCAUGGAACUAUACCAUCUCCUGGCAGAUGAUAUCACUACGUACAUUUUCUCCGAGCCCGUUCUCGCCUGA